AUAAAGAAGAAUCUAUCGAAGAAAAAAUCGAAAAGAUUAAAGUUAGUGAGGAGUUGGACAGCGAGCAACAAAAGGAGGCGAAAGAAUUUGACGCUGCUCCAAUAAAACAAAAUGCAUAUAAAGCCGCUCCGGGCGUUAAAGAAUUUAUUAAAAAUGAAAUAACCCAACUAAAAAAAAAAGGAUUAAUUCGUGAGUCACAAAGCUCUUGGUCUUCCCCCGUCAUGGUGGUACCUAAAAAGGGUGGAAAGUUGCGGUUAUGUAUUGAUUACCGCAAAUUAAACGCGGUUAUGAAAAAAGACUCUUAUCCCCUCCCUCGUGUGGACGAUCUCUUGGAAACUUUCUCUAAAGCAAGAUGGUUCAGUUCUUUAGAUUUAUUAAGUGGUUACUGGCAAUUGCCA
This is a messenger RNA of Dentiscutata erythropus, 398 nucleotides long. NCBI's taxonomy places the organism in Eukaryota, Fungi, Glomeromycota, Glomeromycetes, Diversisporales, Gigasporaceae. The record is from the annotation of a GenBank genome assembly.